AUGGAUAAAAUAAAGAUGCUUAACUUGGAUUCUGACUAAUUUUCAAUUGAUCAUUUAAGACCAAUUCCUAAUCUUGUAAAUGCAAAUACUUUAUAUUGGAAUGAGAUUAGUAUGCUUAAUAAUAUAUAAUGGAAUUACACUCUUUAAAUAAAUAGCGAUAAAUUGAGUUAAGUAAAAGAAAUUGUAUAGAAAGCUUGUUGCACUUAAGUCAGUGAUUAAGAAUACAAAGUAUAAAAUAUUUUUAGCAUAGUUGAUUUAAGACUUUUUAGAAAAUGAUGAAUAUUUAUUGAAGAAUUGUGGAUUUACAACUUAAAAAUUACCUGAUUUAAUAGAGAAUAAUGCAAACCUUGUACUUUUUUUCUUAAUGAAAAAUGUGAAGUCUUCUGAUUUCUAAGAGUAAAUUAUUUAAUAAUUUAAGUUAUUUGGAUGUAUUUAUAAAUAUUGAUGUCACUCCUGCUACUAUUGAAUUAAUUGCUAUGAUAAAUUAUUCAAUGAAAAUACCUCCUGAUUUCGUUACAUAUUAUGUGUAUUAUUGUAUUUAAUAUUGUAAUAAUAUUAAAGUAAAUUAUAUUAUACAAUCAAAUAGGAAAAAUAAACAUAAACUAAAAUAGUUAAAUAUGUCAGCAUUUUCAUUCGACACUUUUUAAAAACAAAGGCAAUUGUAACCAAAGAUCUUCUAACUGAAGUAAGCUUUUUAUAAGUACAAAAGCUACAAGCAUUUUGCAUAGAGUUUACCAGAGUUAAUGAAGUGUCUUAACUUUUUAAAUCUGUAAAAGCUUUCAAUGAGUUAGGUGCAUGA
Molecule: messenger RNA, 799 nt
Organism: Paramecium primaurelia
Lineage: Eukaryota; Ciliophora; Oligohymenophorea; Peniculida; Parameciidae
Source: the annotation of a GenBank genome assembly